AUUUCGAAGCUUGAUUUGAAUCACGAGCAGGAAAUCACUGUAGACUCCGGCAUCUCCUGAGAUCGACUACAUUUCAAUGACUUGAGUUUUCCCCGCAAUUAAUUGAGUGAAGUUCAUGAUCCGAUUCUGUUUUUACCGGAUUGAGAUUAGAUUAGGAGGAUACUGCUAUCGAAUUGAUUAGAUUCCAGUUUGAUUGCGCAAGAUCCAAUUCAUGGCGAAUGCGUGGAGACGAACCCAAUCCACCAAAAUCCUAACCCCCAAAAACCUCCUCCUCUUCAUCUCCACCUCCCUCGUCCUCCUCACAUUCCUCUACCUCUCCUCCCAAACCCCCACUCGAAACCCCAGCCCCAAAUCCCCCAACCACUCCCUCUCAGAUCGAGCCAUCAAGCCCUUCGACUGCCUCGCCGCCCCGCAGGCCCACCCCGUGGUGGCCAACACCGUCGAGGGGCUCAAAUUCCCCUUCCUCUACUCGCUCUCCGACUUCGGAACCUUGCCCGACAAGCCCCACAAGAACAUCGUCCGCAUCCUCAAGGGGAAGCCCUUCCGCCGCCCCGACAUAUCGGCCACCGUGCAGGAGCUUCUCGGCGAGAUGAAGGCGCGCAAUCGGCAGGGGAUUUUCGUCGACGUUGGGGCUAAUGUGGGGAUGGCCAGCUUCGCCGCUGCGGUGAUGGGGUUUAAAGUGGUGGCGUUCGAGCCUGUUUUUGAGAAUUUGCAGAGGCUUUGUGAGGGGAUUUAUUUCAAUCGAGUUGGGGAUUUGGUUGAGCUGUUUGAAGCCGCUGCUUCUGAUCACUCCGGCAACAUCACGUUCCACAAGUUGGUUGGCCGGCUUGACAACAGUGCAGUCUCAGCCGCUGGUGCCAAGAUGGCUUUCAAGUCCAAUGAAGAGAUUGCACUUCAACUAAGGUCCAUUCCUCUCGAUGAUGUAAUCCGAGACACUGAGCAUGUUCUCUUGCUUAAAAUAGACGUUCAGGGUUGGGAGUAUCAUGUCCUAAAGGGCGCUUCAAAAUUACUAUCGAGAAAGAAGAGUGAAGCGCCAUACCUGAUAUAUGAAGAAGACGAGCGUUUAUUACAAGCAAGCAACAGUAGUGCACAUGAGAUACGGGAGUUCCUUCGCACAAUGGGUUACCGGCAAUGCACACAGCACGGAACAGAUGCACACUGCACGAAAACAGACUGAAAUCUUUAUUCGUCCCUCUACCAAUUUGCACAAGAAUUAACAGUGAUUGAGCAAGCAUGAUGCACUUACAUAGAAUAUGUUCGCGGUGAUAAGCAAUCGAUCGAGUCAUGCAGUUCGAACACAUGUUAUGCCUUUGGACGGCCCCUGAUGAGACUCGGUGUCCAGGUUCUCAGUUAUCUGUAGACAUUAUGAUAUUGCGUGGGUUCCAAAUGAAGCUCUGCAAAGGCCACUUGAGAUUUUCAUGCUUGUAAUCACUUAAGAGUAAGAAUUUCUUUUCAGUUUAAUUUGAUCUUACAUUUCUUUUCAUUCUAUUGCUUUUGUUGAAGCCAAAACAGAAUUCUUGGGAAAUGGAUUAAGUGUUGCAAAAUGCAAUUUUUUUC
This is a messenger RNA of Salvia hispanica, 1557 nucleotides long. Its product is annotated as FkbM family methyltransferase. The record is from RefSeq and is a predicted model, not a curated record. Lineage: Eukaryota; Viridiplantae; Streptophyta; Magnoliopsida; Lamiales; Lamiaceae.